CAGUCGACUAUCCACCAGCACGGCCUAUCUUCCUCUAUUCUACCUGGAAUCUUGAAUUUCGCCUACCUCCAGGCGUCCGCACUGCCUCCUUCCGCAGCGGGGACCCCCCUUGGUUCCUUUCAUGAGCUGCAGGCCAGGAAAACUUCUUAUCCCUCGACUCGCCCUUGAAAACUUCUACACGACUCGUCCGCUGUUGACUGCACGUCCAGUCCAUCCUUUCAUCGCUGCCUCGUUUCUGACCAACGCCGAAUCUCCCGCCUCCGCCUCCCCGCACAGAAUGGACGAACCCGCCCCUUCUCCGACGCCGGCUGCCGCCAAACCUUCCCAGUCGCCGCCCCCGACUGCAGGCACCAAACGCAAGAGAGGUUCUGCUGGAAAGUAUUAUGCCGUCAAAGCGGGAUAUCAGCCAGGCAUAUACUAUGAAUGGAAGGACUGUUUGGCCCAAGUGACGGGGUUCAAAGGCGCGGUCUUUCAAGGAUUCCCGAGUCUCGAAGAGGCGAACGCCUUCCUGACUGGCACAAAACCUCCAUUGUCGCGAGGCGCGUCACCGCUAAGUGCAGAGCCCACGAGAUUCUACGCGAUUCAACGAGGACACAAACCCGGGGUGUAUACCAAUUGGGCCAAUGCUCAGGAGCAGAUCAGAGGAUUUCAGAAACCUCGAUAUAAGAAAUUUUCAACAAGGGAGGAGGCGGAGGAAUUUGUGAAGCUCGGCGGGGAGCCCGCUCGGUUUGCGACUUCUACAGACACCAAACUUCCAGGGGCUCCGGGCUUGACGAGCGAUAUCCCGAAAGAUCAGCAGGGCAAUCCGUACGAACCGGGCGAGGGCCCUUUACCCCCCGGUGUGGAGGAUGGGUUCGAUCCGAAUGUGAUCCUCGAUCCAAAGACCGGCAAGGUUGUCUACAAGACACCAGAGCAGAAAGCAGCUACCAAAACACAGCCAAAAGGACCACCCGGCAUGCUCCGUAUUUACACCGAUGGCAGUUCACUGAGAAAUGGAAGGGUACAAGCGAUGGCCGGCGUUGGGGUAUACUUUGGGCCCGGCGACUCACGCAGAAACGUCUCAGAACCCCUCAAAGGCAGUCGUCAAACAAAUCAACGCGCCGAGCUCACAGCGAUCCUGCGUGCCCUUGACAUUGCCCCGCGACAUCGAGAUGUGACAAUUGUCACAGACAGCCAGUAUGCGAUUAACUGUGUUACGGUCUGGUUUCAAAAAUGGCGAAGCAAUAAUUGGUUGACUGCGGACAAGAAACCAGUGGAAAACAAGGAUCUGGUAGAAUCCAUCCUGAGCAAGAUCGACGAGCGUACGGAGCUCCGGGUCAAGACUCUUUUUGAAUGGGUCAAAGGACAUGAUGCGGAUCCUGGGAAUGAAGCUGCUGACCGUCUUGCGGUAAAUGGAGCCCAGCGAGGAGCAUCUGAGCAAGAGCUCGGCUAUGAUAUUGCAGACUGCAAGGCUUCGAUUUCUGUAACUGCAAGACCUAAAACACUGUAUGCUAGUGAGGCGUACUUUUCCUAA
Messenger RNA from Aspergillus nidulans FGSC A4, 1513 nucleotides. Its product is annotated as RNA-DNA hybrid ribonuclease. Lineage: Eukaryota; Fungi; Ascomycota; Eurotiomycetes; Eurotiales; Aspergillaceae. The coding region runs from base 122 to 1513 and encodes 463 amino acids. The record is from RefSeq and is a predicted model, not a curated record. Gene Ontology annotation, molecular function: RNA-DNA hybrid ribonuclease activity; nucleic acid binding; hydrolase activity. The transcript has 4 exons.